AUGGUUAGAGGAUCGAAGCUGGUCACGAGGUAUUUAGAUAUAUUCAAUGAGGGUUUCAAACCUCCCGUCGUUCCUGCUUUACUUCUAGGAAAUGAUUACUGCCAGGUCAUCGCGAUGGAACAGGGAAUUAGUCUUAGCGACUUCCUUUUUCUCAAUCCGGCGUUGAACAAAAACUGCAGCAAUCUAUACUUGAAUCAUGGCUAUUGGACAUCUACUCCGUGGGAUGGCCUUCCAAGUGCCACGGGUCUAGCAUCGAGGACUUCAAUUGCUACUCUCUCAGCCCCAGGUCCAACCCAAACUGGUAUCCCUUGUACUUGCGAUGAUUACAUGUUGCAAGCUGAUGGUAUGUACUGCUACGAUAUGGCUGUGGAAGCAAGCAUCAUGUUGAACUAA
This is a messenger RNA of Aspergillus ruber CBS 135680, 393 nucleotides long. RefSeq lists its product as uncharacterized. The transcript has 3 exons. The record is from RefSeq and is a predicted model, not a curated record. NCBI's taxonomy places the organism in Eukaryota, Fungi, Ascomycota, Eurotiomycetes, Eurotiales, Aspergillaceae. Bases 1 to 393 code for a protein of 130 amino acids.